Molecule: messenger RNA, 1086 nt
Organism: Cannabis sativa
Lineage: Eukaryota; Viridiplantae; Streptophyta; Magnoliopsida; Rosales; Cannabaceae
Exons: 1
Coding region: 291-896 (201 amino acids)
Source: RefSeq, a predicted model, not a curated record
AACAAAUUAAGAAUUGUUUACCGUAUUUAAAGGAUCCCUCUAUACAACACAGCCUAGAGCCAUUUAAAUUCCACCCUCUCAUUACAACUUUCCCUUUUUCUUGCGCCACACGUAUACUCUCCUUUUCUGUUCUCUCUCUCUGGCCAUUCUCAGUUUUUAUUUUUUAUUAAAAAAUUAAAAAAGAAAAGAAACCACCCACCUACCACCACAGCAACCAAAUAGACUUUUUCUUUUCUUUUGAGAUAGAAGAAGAGCAUUAAAAUAGAGUUGUUGAGAAAUUUGGUUGAUAUAUGGGGGAAAAGCUGAUGAUGAAUUAUAAAGCAGUAGAGUAUGGAAAUGAAAUGGUAAUGAUGGGACUCGGUGUUUCUCAGAAGAUGGGUGGAUUGGAUCUUAUGCAGAACUGUGAUCUUCCUCCGCCGAUGAAAGUCUAUUUGGGACCUGAAAAGACCAUUGUGCCCCCGUCAAUGAAACAGUACAACAGACUGUUCAAUCCCAUGAGUAUGGGUCUUAAUAAUAAUCCAGAAAAAGGAGACAAGAACGAGUUUGAUGAUGAUGAUGACGACGCCGUUGUAGGAGCAGGGAAUUACGACAAGCUGGAGCUUUUAAAGGCCUUGCGGCUGUCCCAAACCAGGGCCAGAGAGGCAGAGAAGAAGAUCAAAGUUAUGGCUAAGGAAAAGGAUAGUCUUUCAAAGGCUUUGGUUGAUGAGGCUAAGAUACUGUUUGCUCAUCGCCAGUGGGUUAGAUUGCUUGAGCUUCAAGCUUCUACCUUGUGCUCUAAAUCCAAGGUCAGUGAUCAUAAUCGUGAUCCUCAUCAAAAUGGGAGUUGUAUCAGUUGGGUGUUGGCUUUUGCGUUUUGUUUGGGCAUUGCUGCAAUUGGAUGCACUUACAUGUUUUGAAAAGGAAAAAAAAAAAAGACAAUGUACAGGGUCUCAAGGAAGCUUUUUUUUUUUUUUUUGUAAAGACAGCAAGCGUAUUACAGAGAAAAAUGGCUGCUGUAAAGCAGAUUGUAUUGUAUUAUAAUGAUAUAGUUAAAGUGGUCCAUACAUAAUCAUCAUUAUAUCAAAGAGAGUAGGCAUUAUUGUCUAA